CGCGGUUGACGGAAGCGGGCUUUAAAUAGGUGUUUUUAAGUGAUUUCUGUUUUUGGUUGGAUGGAAAGCAAGAACUUUGAAUGAAUAUGAUGAGAAAAACUUUGCAUUCAUUCAUUACCCUGCGCGGAUGUCUCUUUUUUGUUUCAUUUCCCAUUUUCAAUUUUCUACUUCCCUUCUUUUCUUCUCUUUUCUUGUCCUCUUUUUGUAUUUUACAUUUUGGCCGGGCAUUUGUGGCGACGCCACGGUGGCGGCUUGUGGCUCAAUGUUUGUUGGUCUUUUCAUUUCCGAUCUUCAUUUCUCCCAUGUGUGAUGGGCUAUUUGUUGUAGUUUGAGUUGUUUGAUUCUCUGUGAAUGCUUGAUAUUACCCUUGGAAAUGAAAUUGCUAUACUAUCACAGUACCACUACCCGAGCGUUCAUGUAGUUUCUCACGUGACUGCACAGUAAAUGCGGGAUAAAAAAAAAAUAAAAAAAACAAAGCUGCCUGAGGCAGAAGCCGUAAGUCGCUUAGCCCCAAAGAGGCAGGGCUGCGCCAAGACUUCGCUUAGAUCAGCCCACACUCGACAAGCGGGUGCAAAAUACGACCCGGUCAAAUUCAGACCAGACUCUCUCACCACUCCAACGACUAACGACAACAGGGUCACGAUGAGUCACCGGAAGUACGAAGCGCCUCGGCACGGUUCGCUUGCCUUCCUUCCCCGGAAGCGCGCGACCCGUCACCGUGGAAAGGUCAAGAGCUUCCCCAAGGAUGACCCCAAGAAGCCCGUCCACCUGACGGCCGCCAUGGGUUACAAGGCCGGUAUGACCACCAUCGUCCGUGACCUUGACAGACCCGGUGCCAAGAUGCACAAGAAGGAAAUUGUCGAGGCUGCUACCGUCAUCGAGACUCCUCCGCUUGUCGCUGUCGGUGUUGUUGGAUACAUUGAGACUCCCCGUGGUCUCCGCUCGCUCACUACUGUCUGGGCCGAGCACCUGAGCGACGAGGUCAAGCGCCGCUUCUACAAGAACUGGUACAAGAGCAAGAAGAAGGCUUUCACCAAGUACGCCAAGAAACACGCCGACAACAGCGGUGCUGCCAUCACCCGUGAGCUCGAGCGCAUCAAGAAGUACUGCACUGUCGUCCGUGUGCUCGCCCACACCCAGAUCCGCAAGACCCCCGUCAAGCAAAAGAAGGCCCACCUCAUGGAGGUUCAGGUCAACGGUGGCGCCAUUGCCGACAAGGUUGACUUCGCCCGCAACCUGUUCGAGAAGCCCAUCGAGAUCGACAGCAUCUUCGAGAAGGACGAGAUGAUCGAUGUCAUCGCCGUCACCAAGGGUCACGGUUUCCAGGGUGUCACCAGCCGUUGGGGUACCACUAAGCUGCCCCGUAAGACUCACAAGGGUCUGCGUAAGGUCGCCUGUAUUGGUGCCUGGCAUCCUAACCACGUCCAGUGGACUGUUGCCCGUGCUGGUCAAAUGGGUUACCACCACCGUACAUCGUGCAACCACAAGGUCUUCCGUGUCGGAAAGGGUACUGACGAGGGUAACGCCUCGACUGAGUUCGACAUCUCCAAGAAGCAGAUCACUCCUAUGGGUGGUUUCGUCCGCUACGGUGAGGUCAAGAACGACUUCCUCCUCCUCAAGGGUUCCGUUCCCGGUGUUAAGAAGCGUGUCAUGACCCUGCGCAAGUCCCUCUACCCCCAGGUCAACCGGAGAGCUACCGAGAAGGUCGAGCUCAAAUGGAUCGAUACUUCGUCCAAGUUCGGUCACGGUGCUUUCCAGACUGCCGAGGAGAAGAAGGCCUUCCUGGGUACCCUCAAGAAGGAUCUUGUUACUACUGUUUAAGGUGUUGGGAUGGAGUGAGAUGUAUUUUCCGUUUAUUUUCCUUUUCAAUAAAAAGUGACAAUACCUUCAAAAUGUUCCAGUAGAGCGUAUAAUUCUAACGUUUGGUAAGAAAGUGUGGAAAUAUUUUGUAACAGACAGUGCCGGGUCAGAAGAUUUCGGUUUUGG
Molecule: messenger RNA, 1986 nt
Organism: Aspergillus ruber CBS 135680
Lineage: Eukaryota; Fungi; Ascomycota; Eurotiomycetes; Eurotiales; Aspergillaceae
Gene: rpL3
Product: 60S ribosomal uL3 domain-containing protein
Exons: 6
Coding region: 445-1821 (458 amino acids)
Biological process (GO): ribosomal large subunit assembly; translation
Cellular component (GO): cytosolic large ribosomal subunit; ribosome
Molecular function (GO): structural constituent of ribosome; RNA binding
Source: RefSeq, a predicted model, not a curated record